AUGAGGAAGCCGGGCAAGCUCGCGCUCCCGUCCCACGAGUCCACCAUCGGCAAAUUCCUGACGCAGAGCGGGACGUUCAAGGACGGCGACCUGCUCGUCAACAAGGACGGGCUCCGCAUCGUGCACAACUCCGAGGAAGGCGAGGCUCCUCCUAUAGUGCCGUUGGAUGAUCAUCAAUUGAGCCUAGAUGAUCUAGACGCAAUCAAAGUGAUCGGGAAGGGUAGUAGUGGAAUCGUGCAACUGGUUCGCCACAAAUGGACAGACCAGUUUUUUGCUCUGAAGGUUAUACAACUCAAUAUUCAGGAAAGCAUACGUAAACAGAUUGCCCAGGAGUUGAAAAUAAGCUUGUCAACACAGUGCCAAUAUGUUGUCACGUGCUACCAGUGUUUUUAUGUCAAUGGUGUUAUUUCUAUUGUUUUGGAGUAUAUGGAUGGUGGCUCUCUGGCCGAUUUCCUGAAGACAGUUAGAACCAUUCCGGAGGCUUACCUUGCUGCGAUUUGUAAGCAGGUGUUACAGGGACUGAUGUACUUACAUCACGAGAAGCGUGUUAUACACAGAGAUCUGAAACCAUCAAAUAUAUUGAUAAACCACAGGGGUGAAGUAAAGAUAUCAGAUUUUGGUGUUAGUGCGAUCAUUGCUAGUUCUUCUGCGCAGCGAGAUACAUUUACUGGGACAUUUAACUACAUGGCGCCAGAAAGGAUCAGUGGGCAGAAACAUGGUUAUAUGAGUGACAUCUGGAGCCUGGGCCUAGUUAUGCUGGAAUGUGCCACUGGAAACUUUCCAUAUCCGUCUCCUGAUAGCUUUUAUGAACUUCUUGAAGCUGUUGUCGACCAACCACCACCUUCUGCACCAACAGACCAGUUUUCACCGGAGUUCUGUUCUUUCAUUUCUGCAUGUAUCCAAAAGGAGGCUACAGAUAGGUCAUCUGCACAAGUCUUAUCAGAUCAUCCGUUCCUGAGCAUGUACGACGACCUGAAUAUAGAUCUUGCCGACUACUUCACGACUGCAGGAUCGCCACUUGCCACUUUCAAACAAAUCGUGUUGUGA
This is a messenger RNA of Brachypodium distachyon (stiff brome), 1047 nucleotides long. Its product is annotated as mitogen-activated protein kinase kinase 2. The record is from RefSeq and is marked provisional. NCBI's taxonomy places the organism in Eukaryota, Viridiplantae, Streptophyta, Magnoliopsida, Poales, Poaceae. Gene Ontology annotation, biological process: protein phosphorylation; MAPK cascade. Gene Ontology annotation, molecular function: MAP kinase kinase activity; ATP binding.